AUGACUAUAGUAAUAGAAUGUGUAUUAGAGUCAGCUGUAUUCUUCCCAGGUGAUACACUGUUUUGUAGAGUUUAUGUUAGCAAUAGAUCACAACUGCAACAACAACUUCAAGGUACAAGCAAAGAACACUCUAUAUCAUGGAUCAGUGCACAGAUCUAUGGCAACAUGAGUGUUGAACCAAAGUACUUUAAACUAAACUCUCCUAAACAAAAGAAAAAGAAUGCUACUAAACGUAUCGUUGUUGGUGGUGGUAGUGGUAUGAUGGGGUCAUCUUCAUCUUCAUCAUCAUCACAUAUUGGAAUAUCAUCUGCUACAUCUUUACCAAAUAUUACAGAUACUGGUGAUAAUGGUAGAUCACUAUUUGCUUCACCAACUACCAUUUUAACAUCUGAUUUAAAUCUAUCUUCAGGUCAAACAAAAUCUUUUAUUUAUUAUGUAACUUUACCAUCACCAUUACCACCUUCAUUUAAAGGAACUAGUAUAAGAUAUAGUUAUUUCUUAUCGAUUGCUGCACAAUUGUUUACACAUCCAGCGAGGAUACUUACCAUCCCCAUUCGAAUAUUGACACCUGCCUCAUCACUUAGACAAUUAAAGUUUAAAUCAAAUAUUACCAAUCAAUUUGAUUAUGAAGAGGGAUCGACUGAAACACCUCAAGAAACAUCAAAGGGCCUCGAGAUUAUUAGUAAAUGGCCUGUAUCACCCUUUAAAAAAUCACAAUACUUUCCAGUCCCCUAUCCUCAAACCGUCUCUCAAUAUGAUUCAAAUAAUACGAGGAAGUCUGUUAUUGAUCUUUUAAACAAAUGUUCAAAUCCAGUUUCAAUUAUAAUAUCAAAAGGAAGUGAAAAAUUGGUAACCUUUUCAAUUAGCAGGACAGCAUUUAAAUUGGGUGAUACAGUUUGUGGAGCAUUUGAUUUUUCGAUUGCUACCAUACCUUGUUACAAAAUAUUGGUGAAAUUAGAAUGUGAAGAGACGAUUGAACCAAAGUACCAACAAGAAUCUAAAAUCAAACCAAAUAGAAGAUUGUAUGGAGAGUUGCACGAGUACACUACCAAUAUUAGACAAACUCAUUUUAUGUUUCAUAUUCCCGUAGAGGCAGCCCAAGAAUUUAGUACCAAACAUGUUGCAGUUAGAUGGAUACUACGAUUUGAAUUUGUUACACCAGUUAAGAAUCCACUCAAGGAAUUACAAGUACCACCACCUCAACUAACUAGAUCCAAUUCAAUGACGACAUUUCAACCAACCAGUCCAACAAAACUAUUGCCUCGAAAUGCAAGUAGUCAACAAUUUUUAGAUACAAGUGGGUCUCUAUCCAAGGCAAAUUCCUAUAGUGAUGAUAUUAUUGCCAAACAACAUUCUACUACAACAACAACAACAACAACAACAACGGCAUUGGCAACUUCACAAUCUUCAACACCACCACAUACAAGUAAAAAUAGAGUGAUUGCAGAGGUGCCAAGUGAUAGUGAAAGUAAUCUUAGUUCAGAUAGUUUUAAUGAAGAAACUCUUAGUAGUAGUGGUAGUGUUCGUAGUACUCCUGCUACCACUACUACCACAACAUCAUCAACAAAUAUCAACCACAACAACAAUGGUACAAGAGUCAAUAGAGGAGAGAAUAAUCCAGUGAUUGGUGCAUUGAAAUCUAUAGAUGAUACAUCAAUUCAAACAGUUGAUACACUUAGAUGGAGUUUACCAAUUCGGGUUCUGGUUUGUGAAUCACCUCAUGAAUUGUUACAUACUCAUAAAAAUGAAUUGAUUCUCUAA
Molecule: messenger RNA, 1761 nt
Organism: Cavenderia fasciculata
Lineage: Eukaryota; Evosea; Eumycetozoa; Acytosteliales; Cavenderiaceae
Product: E set domain-containing protein
Exons: 3
Coding region: 1-1761 (586 amino acids)
Biological process (GO): retrograde transport, endosome to Golgi
Cellular component (GO): Golgi membrane; Ric1-Rgp1 guanyl-nucleotide exchange factor complex
Source: RefSeq, a predicted model, not a curated record